Seminavis robusta is the source of this 1410-nucleotide messenger RNA. The record is from the annotation of a GenBank genome assembly. Lineage: Eukaryota; Bacillariophyta; Bacillariophyceae; Naviculales; Naviculaceae.
AUGGUGACCGUAUCCGAUCCUCCUGUUGAAGAUUUCAUUGACAGCCACAACCGUGCUGCCGAGAAGAUUGCUGCUACCAGAGCCGCCGCCACCAAGAAGAAGACUAACGAUGAUCUCUCUUCUGACUCUGAAGAUGAGCAGCCUCCUCCUUUGAAGAAGGUGCGAGGAAAGGAGCCGACUGGCAAGACCGUCAUUGACGAUGACUCUUCUGAAGACGAAGACGAAGAAAAUGCAGAAGAUACCUCAGCAGAGGAAUCCGAUGAAGAUGACUCCGAGGACGAGGAGGAUACUGCGAAGAAGCCCAAAGGGAAGAAAGGAGUGACCAUUGCCUUCCCUGGUGGACGUGGCAGUGGACGAGGCGGUGGCCGUGGCCGUGGUCGUGGACGAGGCGGCGGCCGUGGCCGUGGUCGUGGCCGUGGCAAGAAGAAUGGUAAUUCAAAAGCCAAAGCCAAUCAUGACGACAUCAAAGCUGAAGGAGAAGCAAAAAAGAGGGAUGCAAAAUAUGACAAGCUCGAUGACUACUGUCUUUCCCGUGCCGUUGUGAAUGUGACAUGCAAUCUCAAGAAGGGAGCCAAGGAAAAGGGCAAAGUGUACUGGCAGAACAUCGCCGACAAAUUCGAAGAGAUCCGUGCUACGGAUUUUCCCGACAGGCCCAAAAGGACUUGGGAAUCUUGCUACAACCGUUGGACCCGGCAUAUCCUCAAAUCAAUGAAUCUUUUCAUUCCUUGCUACCGCCACGUGAAGAAGAAUCCCAAGUCUGGCUGGGCGAAUGAAAAAGACUUUAUUGAAGCUGCGAGAGAGGAAUACAUGGACAAGCAUGACGCUGUAUUCAAAUUUGAACCGUGCCUGGAAGUAUUGAAGUCCCUUCCCCGUUUUGAUCCAAAUUUGACGGCAGAGGAGGCCGCCACACAGGAGGAACGCGUCGUUGAGUUGGCCGACAGUGGCGAUGAAAAAGGAGCCACGGAACAGCCAACAACCGGCAACAACACGGCUGAAGUUGCUUCUGUCAUGGGCUCUACUAUCCCUCGGCCUCCCGGUACCAAGGCUUUCAAGGAACAGCAAAAGAAAAUUAUGUUGGAGGGUAUCUCUGAUGAAAAGAAAGUCCAAGCUAUCGAUCGUUUGACUGCUGCCCAUAAAGAAUUCAAUUCCAUUGCAGGCAGCCAAGAGAGCCACCAGAAUCCCAUCGUAGUGGCCCCACCUGACCGGGAAGAAAUUCAGCGUCGGGAUGGCAAUGGUGCCAAUCCCGCAAAUGCAAUUGGCUUGGGUGGACGAUCGAAUGUGGAAAUUGAAGGAAUUACUCGUAGAGACCAGUGGAGAAAGGUUAGAGAUGUUGACGAACAUGAGCGCCUACAGGAGGCAUUGACUGCGGAGUGUCAGCGUCUAAGUAGAGAGUUCUUUGGCAACAACUAG